This is a messenger RNA of Thecamonas trahens ATCC 50062, 710 nucleotides long. RefSeq names its product ribosomal RNA large subunit methyltransferase J. Gene Ontology annotation, biological process: RNA methylation. The coding region runs from base 1 to 705 and encodes 234 amino acids. NCBI's taxonomy places the organism in Eukaryota, Apusomonadida, Apusomonadidae. The record is from RefSeq and is a predicted model, not a curated record. The transcript has a single exon. Gene Ontology annotation, molecular function: rRNA (uridine-2'-O-ribose)-methyltransferase activity.
AUGCUUCAUGCGCUCCGCUGUCUGUAUGCGGCACAGGUGCGACUGGCGCGGGCGUCGUCGUCGUCGUCGUGGCGGCGGCGGCAGGCCGACGACCAGUACGUGCGCAAGGCCCGGGCACAAGGCAAGGUCUCGCGGGCGGCGUUCAAGUGGUCGGAACUCGACGCCAAGCACAAGAUCGUUACCCCCGGCGUCAAGCGGGUGCUGGAGCUCGGUGCCGCACCUGGAUCGUGGACUCGCGAGAUCGGCGAUGCGCUCGUCCGUGGCUCACCGGCAGCCGAGCUGGUGACCGUCGACCCGGGCGCGAUGAGUCCGCAGGUUGUGGCGUGGCUCCAGAGCUCUGGCCUUGCACACGUCCAUCAUUCGAUGGUGAUGGAAGAGCUCGAGCUGGACGAGCUGGGUGUCUUUGACGUGGUGGCAUCGGACAUGGCGCCGGCGGCAACCGGGCAUCGCGGAACGGAUCGGGCCCGAGCCGAGGCUCUGUUCGAGGCGGCGCUGGCGCUCGCUGAUGCGGUCCUUGUUCGUGGCGGCAGCAUGGUGGCCAAGAUCUUCCGCAACGGGAUGGAACGCGCGGCGCUGGACGAGGCGCGCGAGUUGUUUGCCAAGGUGGUGCUGGUCAAGCCCAAGGCGUCACGGUCCGAGAGCAGGGAGAUGUUCCUGGUGGCUAAGGGCUUUGCCGGCUCGGAGAGCGGUGCUGGCGGCCGGUGAGGCGG